AUGAGCAUCUCUGCCUUGCUUUCAAUGGGCCGGUGCUGCUGUCGCUGCUGCUGUCCGCGCGGGUUGUGGAUGUUGUCGGCUCCGUGUUGUGAUGACAGGAGAAUGUGUGUGUGUCCCGGGCCCAGACGAAUUGGAAUCCCAGUCAGAAGCUCCAGCCUACCACUGUUUUCUGAUGCCAUGCCAGCACCAACUCAACUGUUUUUCCCCCUGAUCCGUAACUGUGAACUGAGCAGAAUCUAUGGCACUGUGUGUUACUGUCACCACAAGCACUUCUGCUGCUCAUCACCCCACAUUCCUCCGAGUCGCCUGAGAUACACGCCGCAUCCAGCAUAUGCCACCUUUUGCAGGCCGAAAGAGAACUGGUGGCAUUACACCCAAGGAAGGAGAUAUGCUUCCACGCCACAGAAAUUUUACCUCACACCUCCGCAGGUCAACAGCAUCCUAAAAGCUAAUGAAUAUAGUUUUAAAGUGCCAGAAUUUGAUGGCAAAAAUGUCAGUUCUGUCCUAGGGUUUGACAGCAACCAGUUGCCUGCAAAUGCACCAAUUGAGGAUCGGCGAAGCGCAGCAACCUGCCUGCAGACCAGAGGGAUGCUCUUGGGGGUUUUCGAUGGCCAUGCAGGCUGUGCAUGUUCCCAGGCAGUCAGUGAAAGACUCUUUUAUUAUAUUGCUGUCUCUUUGUUGCCCCAUGAGACCUUGUUAGAGAUUGAAAAUGCAGUGGAGAGUGGGCGAGCACUCCUACCCAUUCUCCAAUGGCAUAAGCACCCUAAUGAUUACUUCAGUAAGGAAGCAUCUAAAUUGUACUUCAACAGCUUAAGGACUUACUGGCAAGAGCUUAUAGACCUCAACACUGGAGAGUCAACUGAUAUUGAUGUUAAGGAGGCUUUAAUAAAUGCCUUCAAAAGGCUUGAUAAUGACAUCUCUUUGGAGGCCCAAGUCGGUGAUCCCAAUUCUUUCCUCAACUACCUGGUGCUUCGAGUGGCAUUUUCCGGGGCCACUGCUUGUGUGGCCCAUGUGGAUGGUGUAGACCUUCAUGUGGCCAAUACUGGGGAUAGCAGAGCCAUGCUGGGUGUGCAGGAGGAGGAUGGCUCUUGGUCAGCAGUCACUCUCUCUAAUGACCACAAUGCCCAGAAUCAGAGCGAACUGGACCGGCUGAAAUUGGAACACCCCAAGAAUGAGGCCAAGAGUGUGGUCAAACAAGAUCGGCUGCUUGGCUUGCUCAUGCCUUUCAGGGCUUUUGGAGAUGUCAAGUUCAAAUGGAGCAUUGACCUUCAAAAGAGAGUGAUAGAAUCUGGCCCAGACCAGUUGAAUGACAAUGAAUAUACCAAGUUUAUCCCUCCCAAUUAUUACACACCUCCUUAUCUCACUGCUGAGCCAGAGGUUACUUACCAUCGCCUAAGGCCACAGGAUAAAUUUCUGGUGUUGGCCACUGAUGGCUUGUGGGAGACCAUGCAUAGGCAGGAUGUGGUUAGAAUUGUGGGUGAGUACUUAACUGGCAUGCAUCACCAACAGCCUAUAGCUGUUGGUGGCUACAAGGUGACUCUGGGACAGAUGCAUGGCCUUUUGACAGAAAGGAGAGCCAAGAUGUCCUCAGUGUUCGAGGAUCAGAACGCAGCGACCCAUCUCAUUCGCCAUGCCGUUGGCAACAAUGAGUUUGGAGCUGUUGAUCAUGAGCGUCUUUCCAAAAUGCUUAGUCUCCCUGAAGAGCUUGCACGAAUGUACAGAGAUGACAUUACAAUAAUUGUUGUUCAGUUCAAUUCUCAUGUUGUAGGAGCAUAUCAAAACCAGGAAUAGUGAAUGACUCCUCCCCUGACAAUUCUUAAACAAAAUACUUCUGAAGAGCAGAUAGAUUGGAAAAGGUUAUCAAGAACAGUGCUUGCUAGUGGGUCAUUCUAAGCCUUUACUCACUUGAUACUCUGGCAAGUCCAGAUUGACUUUUCAUUAGGGUGGCAGAACCCUGAGGGUCUGAUUCUGCCGAGUUAGGAUCUCCCACACCUAUACUCAAGGCUCCCCUAUUUAUUGAAGGUGCCUCAAGACACCUAAGAAAAUCAAGAUGGCCUAACAAUGGGAUCUUGAAUGGGCCAAAAGCAGAAAUCUUUCUAGGCAUAUUCUCAUGACAAAAGGGAAGGAAUAUUACAAUUCAAACCUUCAGACCCCUUUCUUCACUCUGAUUCGGGUAUACAUGAUGGCAUUAUUUAGUGCUUGAUUUCCAAUCUAUGCAUUAUUCACUAAAUUUUAUUUUUGCCUGAAAUGGUUUUCUAAUCCAGUACUCAAGCCAUAAAUGACCAAGAACCAAGCA
Molecule: messenger RNA, 2296 nt
Organism: Elephantulus edwardii (Cape elephant shrew)
Lineage: Eukaryota; Metazoa; Chordata; Mammalia; Macroscelidea; Macroscelididae
Gene: PDP1
Product: pyruvate dehyrogenase phosphatase catalytic subunit 1
Exons: 2
Coding region: 1-1791 (596 amino acids)
Biological process (GO): protein dephosphorylation
Molecular function (GO): protein serine/threonine phosphatase activity; cation binding
Source: RefSeq, a predicted model, not a curated record